AAUUGCUAGCUUAUCAUUUAAUCAUUUACGUUGAAAACUGCUUUUAUCCUAAGAACAUAUCAAAACUCUUCAAUGGCUGCUUCUUUCUUCCCUUUUCCAAAUUUGGCUAUUCUUGUUGCUUUUAGCAGCUCCUUGGUACUUGUUGCCUUUGCCGGUAACUUGUACCAAGACUUCGACAUAACUUGGGGAGAUGGCCGUGGUAAGAUGGACAAUAAUGGUAAGGUUCUUACUCUUUCCUUGGAUAAAGCUUCGGGCUCUGGAUUUCAAUCCAAGAAUGAAUAUUUGUUUGGAAAGAUUGAUAUGCAAGUCAAGCUUGUUCCAGGAAACUCGGCUGGCACAGUUACUGCUUAUUAUUUACGCUCAGAGGGGUCAACAUGGGAUGAGAUAGACUUUGAGUUCUUGGGGAACCUUAGUGGUGAUCCUUAUAUUGUUCAUACAAAUAUUUUCAGCCAAGGCAAAGGCAACAGAGAGCAACAGUUUUACAUGUGGUUUGAUCCAACCGCAGAUUUUCACACUUAUUCUAUCCUCUGGAACCCUCAACACAUUGUCUUCUAUGUGGAUGGAACACCCAUCAGAGAGUUCAAGAAUUUCGAGUCCAUCGGCGUUCCCUACCCGAAAAACCGGCCGAUGCGAAUAUACUCGAGCCUUUGGAACGCGGAAAAUUGGGCGACAAGAGGUGGACUUGUGAAGACAGAUUGGAGCCAAGCUCCUUUCACUGCUUCCUACAGGAGCUUCAAUGCCGAUCAGGCUUGUGUCUGGUCUUCUGGCUCCUCUUCUUGCAGCUCAAACUCUAACAAGAACUCCAACAAUUCAAGCUCUGUCUUGCUCUCACAAGAACUGGACUCCACAGGCCAGGAAAGGCUCAAAUGGGUGCAGAAGAAUUACAUGAUUUACAAUUAUUGCUCGGACACAAAACGAUUCCCACAAGGCCUCCCUCCAGAAUGCACAGCAGCCAAAACAUCCUAGAGUUGAAGUACUACCCAUAUUUAAUAGUAUUAUCAUAUGUACACAUUAAACAUUCUCGAGAGCC
This is a messenger RNA of Morus notabilis, 1030 nucleotides long. Its product is annotated as probable xyloglucan endotransglucosylase/hydrolase protein 23. The transcript has 3 exons. Gene Ontology annotation, biological process: cell wall biogenesis; xyloglucan metabolic process. Gene Ontology annotation, molecular function: hydrolase activity, hydrolyzing O-glycosyl compounds; xyloglucan:xyloglucosyl transferase activity. The coding region runs from base 73 to 966 and encodes 297 amino acids. The record is from RefSeq and is a predicted model, not a curated record. NCBI's taxonomy places the organism in Eukaryota, Viridiplantae, Streptophyta, Magnoliopsida, Rosales, Moraceae. Gene Ontology annotation, cellular component: cell wall; apoplast.